Molecule: messenger RNA, 961 nt
Organism: Darwinula stevensoni
Lineage: Eukaryota; Metazoa; Arthropoda; Ostracoda; Podocopida; Darwinulidae
Source: the annotation of a GenBank genome assembly
AUCAGUGUGCUCUCGGGCAGCGAGUGACCAACCCGUCUCGACGGAUCCGAACGCGAUCAGUGCGUGUCGUUUUUCCUCAUCGUUCCGGUCGGUUCCCACGAAAUCCGUCACCACGCUGAAUUUCACGGAUCUCACCGCCGGGCCUUAUGCCCCCGCGUCCAUGAGCGCCGCGGAUGCAUUGGACCCGGAAAAAUCGGCGUUCAUGGAGCUGCAGGGCCAGGGACUGGCCAUGGCCCACCCGUACCACCGGGGACCGUACCAGCAGCCGGUCGUGUCGCAGCACGAGUCCAUGCUGGGACAUCAGUCCCGGCCCCACCUGGCCCCUUACCCCUUCGCCACCAUGAACACCACGGUUCACAACUCCUACCCGGGGUAUCACCUCGGCACCUACGCCAACGUCACCCAGUGCCCGUCGCCUCCGAGAGACGAGAAGGAGAGCGUGGAGGGAAGCCUCCGGGUGAACGGGAAGGGAAAGAAGAUGAGGAAGCCCCGCACCAUCUACUCCAGCCUUCAACUCCAGCAGCUCAACCGGAGAUUCCAAAGAACUCAGUACCUUGCCUUGCCCGAGAGGGCCGAACUCGCCGCCAGUCUCGGGCUCACCCAAACCCAGGCCUUCUUUCGAGCAUCGGGAGGUGAGAGAUCAGGUGAAUGUUGGCUGCGAUGCCUCCUCACCGGACUCCAUUCUCCAUUCACCGGACUGCAUUCCGGAUCGUUACGAGGCGCCGUCGAGAUACCGUUGCGAUACGCCGAGGAACGUCAAGAUGACGAGAAGAAACGAAGGUGGGAGGGAAGGCCAGAGACAGGGGCCAAAGAUGGAGGGGCCAAAGAUGGAGGGGCCCGAGACGAAGGGGCCAAAAAAUGGCUCUCGGUCAACAUGCAAACAUAUCAUGACACUCCGCCCGUGUCACCCCUCGAGUUCUACUCGAACACGAUCCCAUCAUCUCGCGACGAGCGUGAAUGA